CCACCGCCGUCUCGACAAUGGCUUCGUUUGCCAAGGCUGUCCUUCGUCCCGUCGCUGGCGCCUCGAGGGGCGCCGUCCUCUCACGAUCGGCCCUUCCUUCGGCCGCUCGUUUUGUCCAUAUGACGGCCGACUCUACAAGUCUGGCGUCGCCCACUUCGAUCCAUGACAUCAAGCCCACCGAGACUUUCACUACGCAGCUGUCGCCCGAGUCGUUCAAGGCACACCUGCUGUCGGAAGACCAGUUGCCCUCGCUCGAGGUCGAGACGUCCAAGGAGCACCUUGUCAAGCUCUACGAAGAGAUGGUCAAGAUGAGGAGGAUGGAGAUGGCCGCCGAUCAGCUCUACAAGCAGAAGCUCAUCCGUGGUUUCUGCCACUUGGCUAUCGGACAGGAAGCCGUCGCCGUUGGUAUGGAGAGCGGAAUGAAGCCCUCGGAUAAGCUCAUCACCGCCUACCGGUGCCACCCGUACACGGUCCAGCGCGGAGGCACGAUCAAGAGCGUCAUUGCCGAGCUCUUCGGUCGCGAGGCUGGUAUCUCUAAGGGCAAGGGUGGCUCUAUGCACAUGUUCACGCCUACCUUCUUUGGAGGAAACGGCAUCGUCGGUGCUCAGGUGCCCGUGGGAGCCGGUAUCGCGUUUGCACAGCAGUACAUGAACACACAAGACGCAGUCUUCAGCAUGUACGGUGAUGGCGCGUCCAACCAGGGACAGGUAUUUGAGGCAUUCAACAUGGCCAAGCUCUGGAACCUGCCCUGCGUCUUUGUGUGCGAGAACAACAAGUAUGGCAUGGGCACGAGCGCCGAAAGGAGCAGCAUGAACACAAAGUACUUCACCAGGGGUGAUGUGAUCCCCGGUCUCCAGGUAAACGGCAUGGAUGUCCUCGCUGUCCACCAGGCUACCGAGUGGGCCAGCAAGUACACACUCGCUGGCAACGGCCCUCUCAUCCUUGAGAUGGUCACCUACCGCUACGGCGGUCACUCGCUCUCUGACCCGGGAACGACGUACCGAACUCGUGACGAGAUUGCCUCAAUGCGAAGCAGCUCGGACCCGAUCCAGGGUCUCAAGACGAAGAUCCUCGAGUGGAGCGUCACUGACGAGGGCUCGCUCAAGAAGAUUGACAAGGCUGCCAAGGAGGAAGUCGACCAGGCCGUCGAAGAGGCCAAGCAGAGCCCAGAGCCGGCAGUCAAGGACUUGUGGACAGACAUCUACUACAAGGGCACGGAGCCCGACUGGAUGCGCGGCCGUGAGAAGGAAGAGAUUCACAGGUACCGUUGAGUUCAGGUUCGAUUCGUCAAUGUCACUGGUAGAAUGAAAUUUGUAGAAGAU
Messenger RNA from Acaromyces ingoldii, 1322 nucleotides. Its product is annotated as putative PDA1-pyruvate dehydrogenase alpha chain precursor. Gene Ontology annotation, biological process: pyruvate decarboxylation to acetyl-CoA. Gene Ontology annotation, molecular function: pyruvate dehydrogenase (acetyl-transferring) activity. Gene Ontology annotation, cellular component: intracellular membrane-bounded organelle. The coding region runs from base 18 to 1271 and encodes 417 amino acids. The record is from RefSeq and is a predicted model, not a curated record. NCBI's taxonomy places the organism in Eukaryota, Fungi, Basidiomycota, Exobasidiomycetes, Exobasidiales, Cryptobasidiaceae. The transcript is spliced from 6 exons.